UUUCAACGCAAGACAGACAGAUUGGGAUGAGUCUGUGCCGCGUGUGCAACCACCACCACGAAGAUGGAGUCAAGUGCACCAUAUGUGGACACAUUGGCAAGAGCAAAGUGUUCCAGUUCCUCAAGAACAAUCGACCUAUCAACCAACUGCGCUUCGUGUCGUUCUGUGUGGACGUGAACGACAGUCCGUCCAAGGGGAACUGGAGCUUGGCGCGACUCGUACGUGAACGCAACUUUGGCAAAGCUACCAUCGGACUCUUCGACUCCCAUGACCACUCCACUACGUGCAACCACGCCUUAACCUUUGUCGGUGACGCCCCAGUGGCCGCCGCGCGGUGGUCAUGGUCUGUGGACAAUGGCGUGGAAGUCGCUGUAAUCGACAAGCUUAGCGUCAUCGACAUCCGGCGGCGCCGUACGUAUGGCACAUACAUCUUAUCCAACAUAAUCGAGGACAUCAAAGCGAAGAUGGCGGUCGAAGGACGGACGCUAUACGCCCUUGUGGCCAAUGUUGCGCACGACCAGUUGCAUCCUGCAUGGAAGUUGUUUGUGAAAUUCGGGUUCCAACCCAUGGGAGAGCCCUUUGCAGUUCCUUCAAGCACACACUUGCAUGUGAAAAUGGUGCUCCUUCAUAGUUAGCCGAUGGAAUCCACCAAUACUACUAAAGUCUGCAAAUUAUCUACUUCGAAGUACUAUUAACGUUAAUACGAAA
This is a messenger RNA of Aphanomyces astaci, 708 nucleotides long. RefSeq lists its product as hypothetical. NCBI's taxonomy places the organism in Eukaryota, Oomycota, Saprolegniomycetes, Saprolegniales, Verrucalvaceae. Bases 27 to 635 code for a protein of 202 amino acids. The record is from RefSeq and is a predicted model, not a curated record. Gene Ontology annotation, molecular function: acyltransferase activity, transferring groups other than amino-acyl groups. The transcript is spliced from 5 exons.